CGUACUUGGCAGGUUUCUGUUGUGCAAAAUAGGUUAUCGGGUGGUUCCUAUAUGCGACCGAUAAUUCAGGAUUUAACGUGAAGCUAAUAGUGCCGAAAAAUAUUAUGAUUAGUUCUAGAUAAGAUUCGUGUACACGGCGCGUUUUAAUCUCCCGUAUUAUCGCGCACAUCCGGAAGAUAAUGGCCGAUAAUGCCAUUGCGGGUGACGACGAGCUCCUGAAAAAUAUUAAAACGCUUUUGUGGGGUUCGACCGUCAAGGAGGACGUUUUCAAGCGAUGGGCGCAAGGCUUCUACUUCAGUAUAGAUGAACCUACUGCGCUUGUACAGACAGAAGGAGGACCUUGCGCUGUGAUAGCUGCGGUUCAAGCAUUUAUUUUGAAGCAGUUACUGUUGGAGAGCGAUGUUAUAACUUGGAAGGAUAUCAAAGCCGAAAAAUGUGAUCAAUUACUUGUGAAAGCCUUGAUUGAAAUUAUAAAUCAGGCUGCUGAUGUUCAGGAUCCUAAGUAUUCAGUAGUACAUGCCAAUGAUUCUAAUGACUUCGUAUCUAGCAAAGAAGGUACUGAUUCCAAAUCAGCAGAGCCAAUGGCAAAUUCAGCCCAAGAUAUUAGCGAAGGUAAUCAAAUUAAUGAAACAUUGGCUAUCAAACAAGUGUCAUUAGAAUCAGAAGCUUUUCAUUCUCAAUUAAGGAUAUUUACUACAAAUAGCAUCGAUGAUGUAGAAGAUUUCUUUACGGAACGAAUUGGAAUGUUAAAAGAUCAGUAUGGUAUAUUACUUCUACUUUAUACAGUGAUGUGUACAAAAGGAGUUCCAGAAAUAUGCUCCGAAAUGUCGGAUCCCACAGAACCCAUGAUCGAUUCUACUUAUGGAUAUGGAAGCCAAAGUUUAAUAAAUUUAAUGCUUACUGGCCGGGCAGUUAGUCAUGUCUGGGAUCACGAUCAAGAUAUUAGUGGAUUAAAAUUACGCGGUAUUGAUAAACAGAAUACAGUAGGAUUUCUCACUUUGCUAGAGCAUUUACGAUAUUGCGAAGUGGGUACAUUUUUAAAAUCACCGUCGCAUCCAAUCUGGGUGCUAGGAUCGGAUACGCAUCUAACUGUACUCUUUUCUACGGAAAAGCGAUUAGUGAGUCCAGAAACACCAUCGGAACAAGCGCGAAGAAUUUUCAAACGUUUUGAUCCAGAAGGGAAUAACUUUAUCGCGGCAAAUUUACUACAGGAUGUAUUGGCGGAACUAGGACUAGUAGCCGUUGCUGAAUAUGUCGAUAUCAUGAGGAAGAGACUGGACAGUGAAAAUUUAGGAAUAAUACUUCUUGCAUCGUUUAUGGAUGAAUUCUUUCCUGAGGAACCAUGUAUGUGCCCAGAUAUGUUCGUCUUAUAUCACUACAAUGGUCUACAGCGUAGCAAUCCGGAAAAUAGAGUGAAAUAUCACAAAGGACAAGCAGUAUUGCUUGAGUGUACUGUAAAAUGUAUUAUGGAUAGCAAUCCUAUGCUGACGGUUCUGCAAACAAAGUGGCCAAGGAUUGAGAUACAGUGGGACGUAGGACGAAAUCCUAGUUUAAAUUAGAAUUUAUAAACUGUAAUAUAUAUGUAUACAAUGGAGCUGACACAUAGAGUGACCUGACCGAGCGCUUCUAUAGAAAUAUCGUUGAGAAUUACCACUUUAAGAUCGUAGUCUAGUCAAAUCGGCCAUCUUCUGGUUUACAUUGAUGAAUACCAUAAGGCUAUUGAGUAUACUUGCCAAUAAAGGAAUAUUAAUUAUUUCCAGGAAAAUAUGUAAUAUUCAUAACGCAUGGUCAGUAUAAAAACUUACUAACUUAAUACGUACAAUUUAUUGUCAAAAUAUUGCUUCACACUGACUACGUCAACGUGAUUAAAGUACCUUAUUUUUAUUGAAUAUAUAUCAGACACAAUUUAAUUAAUUCUUCAAAAGCAUCUUAACGAAAUUUCUCAGCACAUUAGGAUUUAAUGGUGGUCGAUUGCAAGUAAUUUACAAUAACACAAGCAUUUUGUUAUCUCGUGCAGUUUACUUCAUAAGAGAUUUUCAUUAUAUACGGAAAAAAAAACAAGUUCUAUGUGGAUUUUAAUAAAGUUCAUUUUGUUGUAUAUUAUAUAGAUGAAAUGUUACUGAGUAUUGUGAGACAUCAUAUUAAUACUUUCCGUAUAUUAUUAUUUCGCAGUUCUUGCCAUAAAAAUUAUUUGAAUCAAAGAAGUAUUUCAGAAAGCUCUGUUUUAAUAAAAUUGUUAAAUUAAAUUUCAAAUUCCCUUUCCUGAUGUAAUAAAGAUGUAAUAAAAAUUAGAGCUACGAAUUCCCAAAAAAAUUGAUGUACUAAGUAAAAUAUGCGUGCACUUUCGGAAUACUACUUAAUACAUAAUUUAAUAGAUAUUUGGUCAAUAUUUAUUUUAUAUGACUUUUGCAAAACUGCAGUUACAGUGUUAAAUAAUAAACUUACUACUUUGAAAUACACUUAUCGCAAUAUAA
Messenger RNA from Atta colombica, 2474 nucleotides. RefSeq names its product protein FAM188A homolog. The record is from RefSeq and is a predicted model, not a curated record. Gene Ontology annotation, molecular function: calcium ion binding; cysteine-type deubiquitinase activity; K48-linked deubiquitinase activity. The coding region runs from base 180 to 1559 and encodes 459 amino acids. Lineage: Eukaryota; Metazoa; Arthropoda; Insecta; Hymenoptera; Formicidae. Gene Ontology annotation, biological process: protein K48-linked deubiquitination. The transcript has 5 exons.